GUUUUACAACAUAAAACGGACACGGUUGUGUCGAAACGUGUGAUAUACUUUAUUUCUUCAAGACGUGUAUCGUGAAUUUGUGUAGUGUAUAAUUAUAUGCAAUAGUGAAUAGUAUUUAAUGCAAGAUCACGGUGAAAUGAAAUACCUAUAUUAUUAUAUUAAUAAUGACAUUUAUUUUGUAGUGCUGUCGUGCUGAAAGUAUUUGCGACAUUGGAAAUUAAAAAUGGUUACAGUGGAAGUAGAAAACGGUAGUAACCAAGAAACUCCUACACCGAACAAUAAUUAUGUUUCAAAUAUUAAACAGAACGGUCACAGUAUAGAACCCAUGAAUCAGAUUCCUGGCUAUUUGUCAAUUUAUGCAAUAUUUCAGAUAAUUGGAAUAUUCCUUAUAUUAUCUGUCUUUUUAUGGCUUCAAAUUUAUCGGACUGGUUUUGGUUUUAGUGGAACAAUUCAUAUAUGCAACUGGCAUCCUUUAUUAAUGACAAUCACGUUUAUUUAUUUAUUCGCAAAUUCUAUCCUCCAUUUCAGAAAUUUUCGAAAUACUACAAAACGAAAAUUAAAAAUGCAUCAUGCAACAAUUCAUAGUUGCAUAGUCAUAUUUGGGGUUCUUGGUAUAUGGACUGGUUUAAAUUCAAAUUUAAUUGCUAAUCCACCUAUUCCAAAAUUUUACAGUUUGCACAGUUGGUUGGGAAUUAUUACUGUUAUAAUGUUCCUCUCUCAGUUUACAAGUGGAUUUAUAUCAUUUCUUUACCCUGAAAUAGGGAUGAAAUAUAAAAAAGUUAUGAUGCCGUAUCACAUAAUUUUUGGUAUACUGACGUUCGUAUUAUCUAUUAUAACUUCAGUUCUGGGAUUUAGUGAAAAAAUCAUAUUUGCAUUGAACCACCAGUAUGAGCAUACGCCGACGGAAGGACUAUUUUUAAACUUUGUAGGGAUAGUGUUAAUUGUUUAUGGUGUAUUGGUCGUGUACAUAUUGAUCAAACCGGAAUAUAAAAGAUCUUCUAAGCCAGAUGACGGAGUGACAAAUAAUAAGACUUGAACUUAAUUUUAAUGUUGUGAUUUUGUAUCUAAUUUAUUUUCAUGAAUAUACCUACCGAAAAAAUGCCUGACAACGAAAAUAUAUAUGGAUUGUCAAU
Metopolophium dirhodum (rose-grain aphid) is the source of this 1133-nucleotide messenger RNA. RefSeq names its product transmembrane ascorbate-dependent reductase CYB561-like. The coding region runs from base 224 to 1036 and encodes 270 amino acids. The record is from RefSeq and is a predicted model, not a curated record. Gene Ontology annotation, molecular function: oxidoreductase activity. NCBI's taxonomy places the organism in Eukaryota, Metazoa, Arthropoda, Insecta, Hemiptera, Aphididae. The transcript is spliced from 7 exons.